AUGGCACCACCCUCGCCCGCCACAGGCGCUGCACACCCACUAAAGCUGCUACACAUCCGGCUCCCCUCACGCAUCCAGUACACCACCGCCCUCCGCCUCCAAGACUCUCUCUUGAACCUGCACUGGCGGCACCGCGCGGCUCUCAAAGCCCCCACCCCAACCCACAAACCCCCACCACCACCACCAAUCCUCCUAACCUUCACCACCCCCCCAACCUACACCGUCGGCCGCCGCCACCUCCAACAGCACCCUCUAUCUCCCUCACAAAUCGCCUUCCUCACCCGCUCCGCCACCGCCGCCACCUUCCACGCCUCCUCCCGCGGCGGCCUCCUCACCUACCACGGCCCGGGACAACUCACCGCCUUCCCGCUCGUGGAUUUACGCCGCUUCGGCCUCUCAGCGCGCUGCUAUGUCUCCUUGCUCGAGGGCGCCGUGAUACGGACGUGCGAUGCCUUCCUCGCCACUGGAAACCAAUUGACACAGCGGAGGAGGAGGGCGACGGGGCGCAGCGCGGGGGAUCCUGGCGUCUGGAUGCUGACUGAUGACGGGGAGGGAGGGGCAAGUGACCGCAAGAUCUGUGCGUUGGGCGUGCAGGUCUCGAGGGGGGUGGGGGGCUAUGGGCUGGGGUUGAAUGUGAGGGAUGAGGGGAUAGAGGAGGCGGAGAGGGGGAGGUUUGUGUUUGAUGACCAGCUUCCGGUGCCGCUUCCUGCCGGUGCCAGUGCCGAUACCGAUGCCAAUGCCGAGGCAGUGGUAGGGGAAGACGGGGGCAGCAGCGACGCCGAGGAAAAAGGCUAUCUCUCAUGGGGCUUCGGCCGCAUCGUCGCCUGCGGCCUCGAAGGGAAACGCACCACGUGGCUGACGCGCGAAGGCGCCGACCCAGCCCAAACACACGUUGGGCCCGUGGCGAACAGGCUGGCGGAGGAGCUGGUUCUUGGUCUCAAUGAGAUGAGUGGCAGUGGAAAGGAGACGGUGCAGGGAGUCCGCACGCUGGAGCUCGAGCUCGCGGAGGGGGAUGUGCGGGAUCUAGAGACGGGAGUGUUGAGGAUUGAGGAGAUGGUGGAAGAGGAAAGGGGGAUUAAGAGCUGA
Messenger RNA from Cyphellophora europaea CBS 101466, 1086 nucleotides. RefSeq names its product lipoyl(octanoyl) transferase. Gene Ontology annotation, cellular component: mitochondrion. The coding region runs from base 1 to 1086 and encodes 361 amino acids. The transcript has a single exon. The record is from RefSeq and is a predicted model, not a curated record. Gene Ontology annotation, biological process: protein lipoylation. Lineage: Eukaryota; Fungi; Ascomycota; Eurotiomycetes; Chaetothyriales; Cyphellophoraceae.